AUGCAGGAGGGCAGUCUGUCUCUGCCUGAGGCAAAGGAUGGGGUUUCAGGGACAGAAGCUGACAUUGGUAUUCUGCCAAGAACUAUGGAUAUGUUGUUUAAAAGCAUUCAUGGCAAACUGUAUCCAGAUAUGGAUUUCAAACCCCUUCGAUGUAAAGAUUAUAUAAGGCUGACUAAAGAACAAGUGAGAGAAGAAAUUGCUGUUAAAAAUUCAAUACUUCGUCUAAUGAAAGAGGUUUUGGCAGACUUGGAAGAACUCCUAAAAGAACCUGAACAGCCUAACACGAGCAUGGCAAGCUACAUGAAAUUUUCUGUUUGGGUUUCCUUUUGUGAGAUUUACAAUGAGUGCAUUUAUGACUUACUACUCCCAGUGUCAAAUGACAAGAAAAGAAGGGUGCUACGUCUUGCUCAAGACAUCAAAGGCUGCUCUUAUGUAAAAGAUCUGCAGUGGAUUCAGGUUUCUGGUUCAAAAGAAGCUUUUAAACUUCUGAAGCUCGGAUUGAAGCACCAGAGUAUUGCUUGCACAAAACUGAAUACUUACUCCAGUAGAAGUCACAGCAUAUUCACUGUUAAAAUGUUAAAGAUUGAAGAUUCCGAAGCACCUAAUGUAACACGAGUCAGUGAAUUGGCACUCUGUGAUCUUGCUGGCUCAGCGAGAUGUACCAAGACGCGCAAUGAAGGUGAUAGAUUGAAAGAGAGUGGAAAUAUUAACACCUCUCUACUGAUUCUAGGCAAAUGCAUCAAUGCACUCAAGAACAGUCAAUGGUCAAAGCUGCAGCUGCAUAUACCAUUUCGGGAAAGUAAACUAACUCACUUCCUUCAAGGCUUUUUCAGUGGAAAAGGGAAGGUAUAUAUGAUAGUAAACAUCAGCCAGUGUGCAUAUGAUGAAACCCUCAAUGUGCUAAAGUUCUCUGCAAUUGCCCAAAAAAUUUGUGUUCUAGACGCUUCUAAUGCUCCCCAAGAUCAGCCAUUUGUCCAGAAGUCUGCAAGAGAAGUCUCUCUCAUAAAUAAUGUGGACACUAAAAUCCAGGUAGCAAGAAAAAGAGCCACUGUACUUUGGGACAGGAGCCUGGAAGAUGUGAUAGAAGAUGAUUUAACUGUGGAUAACAAUGAGACACAUGAGGAGCAUGAUACGGCAAAAGAAAUGCCGGAGGAGGAGGAGGAAAAUAAAGUAAUUAUUGGAAAAGAAGAUUAUCUGGCUUGCUCUUAA
Molecule: messenger RNA, 1209 nt
Organism: Mauremys mutica (yellowpond turtle)
Lineage: Eukaryota; Metazoa; Chordata; Testudines; Geoemydidae
Product: kinesin-like protein KIF20B
Exons: 9
Coding region: 1-1209 (402 amino acids)
Biological process (GO): microtubule-based movement
Cellular component (GO): kinesin complex; nucleus; microtubule
Molecular function (GO): microtubule binding; ATP binding; ATP hydrolysis activity
Source: RefSeq, a predicted model, not a curated record